AUGACCAGGGGAGGAGGGAGAGGAGCGGCCCCUCUCCACAGGAUCCGCCUGAAGGAGGAUGGAACAACAAUUCCAGUGGUCCUGUGGAGGGAGGCCGCCCUCCGCCCUCUGCAGCUGGGGGCCGCCAGCGUCGUGACACAUGUAAAGAUGGAGAUGAGUGACUUUGGCCCCCAGCUGCAGUCCACCAGUCACACCAGCUUCCAGGAAAUCGAGGGACAGAGGACCACCAUCACGGUGGUGGGGGCCGCCCUCCAAGAGGAUGAGGAGGGCAUUGUGGAGCUCCUCACAGAGGAUGGCGAGGUCCGACGGAGGGUUAGCGACGAAGGCCCAGCAGCGUCUCCACUUCCUGAGAGUCCUCAGGAGAAACAACCUUCACAGCCUGCAAUCAUGGAGGCCUUCAUUAAGUUCGCCUAUACAGGCUCUGCUGCUGUGACCGCGCACAGUGUGGAGGACCUCAUGAUCAAGAAUGACGAGUACAACUUAGCCGACAUCGAUGGGGGUCCUGACGUCCCCCGCUGGUCCCACUACUUCCCACUCAAGGCAUUCUGGGUCAGCCUCUCGGCCUUCCUGCUCCUGCUGGUCGUCACCCUCCUCCUGACGCUGCUGCCUCAGCCCCACGCUCAGCCGUCACACACUGUGAGGAUCUCCGCCUCCGAUCAGACCGGCGCUCCGAUCAACCAGUCGGCCGUCGUGGACCAGCAGAACGACGUGGUGGUGUUCUCCGUGACCUCGUCGGCGAAUCGGACGUCCACCGUGCUCUUCGACGUGAAACACGGUUUGGUUUGUUACAAGCCGGUGCAUCAGGACAGCUGCUUCCUGCGGCAGAUGGAGCAGUCGGACUACGACAACGUGAACUCCCUCCUGCAACAGGCUGCUCCCCAGCAGAGCCAGAUCCAGCUGUCUGGGAAGGACAUGCAGAGGCAGACGGAGUUCCUGGGAGUCCUGGCAGCCAGCCAGGUCAACGUGUCGUCGCUGGAGGAGCCUCUGCAGGCCCUGUGUCAGGACAGGCCGGUGCACUGGACCAGGAGGGCCGAGGGUCCUGGUAAACAGCGGCUGGUCUACUUCUGCAUCGACAUCUGCUUUCCCAGCAACAUCUGCGUGUCCGUGUGUUUCUACUACCUGCCAGAGUGACUCUGAUUCUCUGUAACCUGCCAGCGAAAGAUCAGGGAAACAAAAGUUGU
Salarias fasciatus (jewelled blenny) is the source of this 1181-nucleotide messenger RNA. RefSeq names its product BRICHOS domain-containing protein 5-like. The record is from RefSeq and is a predicted model, not a curated record. The coding region runs from base 1 to 1131 and encodes 376 amino acids. The transcript is spliced from 8 exons. NCBI's taxonomy places the organism in Eukaryota, Metazoa, Chordata, Actinopteri, Blenniiformes, Blenniidae.